AUGUCUGCGAACGAUUUAAUUGGUCUUUCGCUUGACGAAAUAAUUGCACGCGGUGGCCCGAAGUUUCGCACAAACCGACGUCCAGGUACUACCAGACGUGAAGGUGGCGUUCGGCGUUUUCGCGGUGGAGUUCGUCGAAUCCCUGUAGUUACCAGUCGGCUUCCAAAAGGAAAUUUCCGUUUGAAUAAUCUCAAACGUGAUGUCAACAUGUGCAUUGUAAACAUUUCAAAUCUCGGACCAAUGGUCACCACGACAGAUUUACAGGAAUUGUUUGCAGAGCAUCCUUACGAGGAUGUCGCCGUGCAAUAUGAGCCAGAUGGUAGCCCAUCUGGUACUGCUGUUGUGAUAUUUAAAAGAUUCGAAGAUGGUAUGAAAUUGAAGAGGCAAUUUACCGGAGUGAGACUAGAUGGGAAAGCAAUGGAUUUAUUCGUGUUAACGAAGAAUGAUUUCAUAAGAGGUGUCUCGCAGGGUCGAAUAACAAAAAGAGGAGCGAGAGGUAGUGUUCGAUUUGGUAGCAAUAAAUUAAAAAGGAGUGGUGGCUUUGGUCGACUGAAGAAUACAUCUCGAAAACCACAAGUGACAAGUGAAGAGCUGGAUCGAGAAUUGGAUGCGUACAUGCGCGGUUCCAAACAUCCAAAAGUUUCGGCUCCAUAA
This is a messenger RNA of Cercopithifilaria johnstoni, 654 nucleotides long. The record is from the annotation of a GenBank genome assembly. NCBI's taxonomy places the organism in Eukaryota, Metazoa, Nematoda, Chromadorea, Rhabditida, Onchocercidae.